AUGCCAAGAGACAGAACCGUGUUUGGUGCGUCCUGCCACAGCCAAAUGGCACAGCACGGGAGGAGAGCUGCAGUGAACAGAAAGGAUAAAGCGCUUGUGCCAAGGAGCAGCAGUCCGAUCACUGUGUACGUGGAGCUCCCCUGCAUCAUUGAAGAAGCUUUUUCAACAAUCGCCUGGGAUGAUUUGGAGGACUGCGCAUCUGCAGUGAGGCGGGACAGUAACUCCCUGGGCUCUCAGGUGAAUGAAUCUGAUCUAGAUGACCAAGACUUUGGAGAUUAUGCGUUGGACUUCAUGGCAGAUUCUCCCACCACACUGGAGAGCAGUCUGUCUCCAGCUGAACUGGUCCCGUUUCAGGGAUGUGUCAUUCCUCCCCUCACCCCUCAGCCGGAGUUCUCUUCAGAGGAAAGUCUUAUCGACCCAUUCACCCAAGCUGCCAACCCACCUGCCCAGGAUGGAGCUCUGUGGCGGGACAUCGCCCAGUGUCAGGGCAGAGCUUUGGGACAGGCUGUGGAAGUCAACAAUCAGCUCAACGAGACUCUUUUCAGACGACAGGAAGAGUUUGACUCUCUGCAGGAGAGAAAUCUCCACCUCAGGCAACUGGCCAGUCGAGCGAAGCACUUGGCCUCAGUGCUUGAAAAACUGAUGACAGUCAGAGACCCAAAUGAACGAGAGCCAGUUCUGUCCUGUGGUGUUAAACCUUCUCUGAGUCCCUGCAAGCGUCAGCGUCUGGAUGAAGGGUAUGAGACCGAGUCGUCUGACUCAGUGGAGGACAUGCUCAGAGACAUCAGCACGCGCUGCAACGCUGUCCUGCACAGCUCUGCCACUGCAACGAGCACACAGCAGGAAUCGGAGACUGUGCGCAUGUUCGGUGCGUUCUCUGGCCUACAGACGUCUGUAUCCAAAGACACGAGCGUGAGGAGAGACGGAGCAGAGGCUGAGGAGAGUGUCUCAUCCUUCAGGACUUCUAUCAGAGAGCACAGCACCAUAAGGACUCAGGUGUUUCCUCAUGGACGAGCCUUCACCUCGAGGACUCAGCAGGGCGGAUACAGAUUCCGCUGGGUUCCCAACGACAGCUGA
This is a messenger RNA of Pleuronectes platessa (European plaice), 1077 nucleotides long. RefSeq names its product multicilin. The record is from RefSeq and is a predicted model, not a curated record. Gene Ontology annotation, biological process: negative regulation of cell cycle; negative regulation of DNA replication. Bases 1 to 1077 code for a protein of 358 amino acids. The transcript has 7 exons. NCBI's taxonomy places the organism in Eukaryota, Metazoa, Chordata, Actinopteri, Pleuronectiformes, Pleuronectidae. Gene Ontology annotation, cellular component: nucleus.